Molecule: messenger RNA, 6503 nt
Organism: Sceloporus undulatus (fence lizard)
Lineage: Eukaryota; Metazoa; Chordata; Lepidosauria; Squamata; Phrynosomatidae
Gene: ZDHHC14
Product: zinc finger DHHC-type palmitoyltransferase 14
Exons: 9
Coding region: 1739-3220 (493 amino acids)
Biological process (GO): protein targeting to membrane; peptidyl-L-cysteine S-palmitoylation
Cellular component (GO): endoplasmic reticulum; Golgi apparatus
Molecular function (GO): protein-cysteine S-palmitoyltransferase activity
Source: RefSeq, a predicted model, not a curated record
GGAGGGAGGAGGGAAGCGGACUUUGAACGGGCGGAAUAAAGCGAACAAAGGCUGGUCGUCGUCGUCGUCUUCUCUGGGGAAAGGGAGCGGGGAAGGGGCCACCCUCGCCGGGAAUGAAACCGAGGGGCGAGUCCCCAGGAGCCGGGGGCGGCUGAGUCUGUGGGGGAGGGAGGCUCCGUAGCCGUGGAAGAGAGCGAGCGAGCGAGCGAGGAGGCGCCGUGCAUCCGUCCUCCUCUCCUUGGUUUCCCUCGGCUUUUUAGGGCCGGGCGGCGCGUCGUGUCUCCUGAGAGGCGGCUCGGAUUGGGCUCCUCCUCCUCCUCCUCCAUCUAUCGGCGAUGAGAAGGAAGCGGUGGCGCCUGGGGCUCGGUGGGGAUAAACCGAGAUAAGAGAGGACCGAAAUAAACCUGACGGCAUAAAGGAGCGGAACAAGCCCAGGCAGAGGACCGGAAUAAGCCCAGAUCAAGGGCCUCCGCCGCCUGGACGCCCGGCUCUCCCGUCAACGGAGGAGGAAGGCCGGGGCUGUGGGGAGGGGGAAGUGGGAUGCCCACCGGCGGCGCCUUCUGGAGGGCAAGAAGGUCGAAGGCUGGCUCCGGCCCUUCCUCCUCCUCCUCCUCCUCCAAGGCAUGCCAGCCCUUCGUUGAUUAUGGGCUUGUUCGGAAUCCCUCCGGAGGAGAAGCAGCAGCAGCAGGGCCCUGGGAUAAGAAGACAUGGCAGGAGUGGCCUGGCUGCAGCUCCCUGAAAACAGCCCUUGGCCUUGAAAGAGAGGAGCAGGGGCAAUAGUAGGCGAAAGAAGAGAGGCUUCACUCUACAGCUUCUGGGCUGCUUCUGCUCCCUCAAAACAGCAGCAGCAGCAGCAGCUUCCCUUGAAAGAGAGGAGCAGCAGCAGGGCAUUUAUUUCCCUGGGAUAACAAGAGAGAACACUGCAGCAGCUCCUUGGCUCCCUGGAAACAACCCUUUGCCUGGAAAGAGGCGCAGGGCAUCCCCCAGGAUGAGGAAAAGGAGACCUCUCUCCAGCCACGUUGAUGCCCCUUUCAGGCUUGUGUCCUGAGGAGAAAAUAAGAGCAGUCUGUUUUGUGUUGGUGGCCGAUGUUCAAAGCAGCCUUAGCAACAGCUCCCUCUCCUCUCCCUGAAAUUUACAGUGAUAUAUAUAUAUAUAUAUAUAUAUAUAUCUAGUGGUACAUUGUGGGCUGACAGUGACCCUGUGGGUUGUUUCCCAGCUUGUUGCACUUGAAUCUGGAUUUCUGCCUGGAAAAAUGAUUAGGGUUUAAUUUAAUUUUAUUUUUUUGGUGAAAUGAUCUGUGUGAAAGUCCUUGUCAAACCUUUGUGACACGAACUGAGUCGUUUAUGAAAGCGGCUGCUGCAAUCUUGGCCAAGAUGCCGUUCAAAGAAGUGGACAUGGGACAGAAACCGAGCGGCCUGUUAAACAAAAGGCAGAGCGCUUCAAAAUCCUUUUGAUGUUUUAGAGUUCGUUGGCAGUUGAUUCGUAUUUUAGCUUUUGUAGACCCUUUUUUUAAUUGUUAUGAUUAUGCAUUUAUAAAAGAACUACUUUGAAGGGUCUUUUUUGGAAAGAAAGGCUGCCCAUGUGGUUCUGGAAUGACAGCUUUGGACUCUCAAGAGUUAACUGGGUGUUUUAUGGACUUGCUUUAGGAAAAUAACUGGCAGUGUCUCCUGGGGAGCAUCUUAUCUGAGAGAGAGCCGUUGCUGUUGCGAGGGGUGCUCCCCUCUUCCUUCUUCCUUGAUGACUCCUGGAGGACCCAUGAAAGACUGUGAAUACAGUCAGAUCAGCACCCACAGCUCCUCUUCUCCCAUGGAGUCUCCCCAUAAGAAGAAGAAGAAAGCCACUUCCAAGAGGAAAUGGGAGGUUUUCCCCGGGAGAAACAAAUUCUUUUGCAACGGGAGGAUCAUGAUGGCCCGCCAGACAGGAGUCUUUUACCUGACACUUGUUCUCAUCUUGGUUACCAGCGGACUCUUCUUUGCAUUUGAUUGUCCAUAUUUAUCGGAUCAGAUUACACCUGCUAUUCCUGCAGUAGGAGCAAUUCUCUUCUUCUUUGUGCUGGGGACCUUGUUGCGUACUAGCUUCAGUGAUCCUGGAGUUCUGCCCCGUGCAACACCAGAUGAAGCAGCAGAUCUAGAAAGACAAAUAGGUAACACAGAAGAAAUGGCAAAUGGCUCUAGUUCUGGUGGGUACCGUCCACCUCCCAGAACAAAAGAAGUGCUCAUCAAUGGACAGACAGUGAAACUAAAAUACUGUUUUACUUGCAAGAUUUUCCGCCCACCACGUGCCUCACAUUGCAGCCUUUGUGAUAACUGUGUAGAACGAUUUGAUCACCAUUGUCCCUGGGUAGGCAACUGCGUGGGAAAAAGAAACUACAGAUUUUUUUAUAUGUUUAUAUUAUCUCUGUCUUUUCUGACAGUCUUUAUAUUUGCAUUUGUUAUCACCCAUGUCAUCCUUCGAUCUCAGCAAACUGGUUUCUUAAAUGCACUCAAGGACAGUCCUGCAAGUGUCCUGGAAGCUGUGGUGUGCUUCUUCUCUGUUUGGUCCAUUGUUGGGCUCUCUGGUUUUCAUACUUACUUGAUCAGUUCCAAUCAAACAACAAAUGAAGAUAUCAAGGGAUCUUGGUCAAAUAAAAGAGGCAAAGAAAACUUCAACCCAUACAGCUAUGGCAACAUUUUCACUAACUGUUGUUCUGCACUCUGUGGGCCUCUUUCUCCCAGCUUAAUUGACAGAAGAGGAUUUAUACAGCCAGAUACGCCGCAGCCAGUAACUCCUUCAAAUGGCAUUACAAUGUAUGGGGCCACACAGUCACAGAGUAACAUGUGUGAUCAAGAUCAGUGCAUUCAGAGCACCAAAUUCGUUUUGCAGGCUGCUGCCACUCCACUCCUCCAGAGCGAGUCCAGCAUAAAUAGCGAAGAACUCCAUUUAUCUGGAAAGACUUCUAUCGGUGCUCCCUGUGCCACAUUAACACUGGGGCAGCCCACGCCACCCUCCUCCAUGCCAAAUCUUACAUCAGAAACGGGUUUGGCAGACAUGAUACCAUUAAAAGAGGACCUUGAAAGUCAUCAGUUUCUUACUCCUGAGGAAGCUCCAUCACCACCUGGGAUGUUGCCAAUGGGGAGUUCUAUGAUACACAGCCGUACCAUGCAUAUCCUCAGCCUAGCCAGCCAGGACUCUUUGCAUGAAGAUUCAGUUCGUGGCCUUGUAAAACUCAGUUCAGUCUGAGCAAUUUUCAGCAUAACAGUUAUGUUCCAUAGAAUUUGCAAUGCCACUUUUGGACUCUGUGGUGUAUAUGUCACUAAAAUGUAUAAUGAAGUCUACUAAAAGGAUGAAUUAUUUUUGCUCACUGAGGUUACAUCAUUUCAUAGCCAACUGGAUUUCAUAGUCAAUUGGCUUGGAUUCUGUAGUGACAUAGACUAAAUAACAGAAAUGUACAUUAAACUUAUUUGAUGAUUAAUGGCACUUAGUGGCUUGACAUCCUGGUACUACAAUGUUGAUUAUUAUAGUACUUAAAAAUAUUACUGGAACUAAGAACCAUAUUCCAUGUUUUAUGAGGUUUUGUAUAAUAUCACACUUGUAGCCAGAUAGGCCACCUUCCUCAUGUUACUGUGCAACAGAUAUUUAAAGUUUAAGAUUAGUAUUCAUUUGAUACAAAACCAGUAAAAGACUGCAAUUGUGGAUUUGCAUGCCACGCUACAGUGUAUGUUACAGUAGUGUUGGUAUUGAGAGAAAGUGCUGCUUUAUUAUUUGUGAGUUCCAAAGUGCUGUUUCAUGUAAAAGACAGUACAACAAACCAAUGGGCAAUUUUUUUAAAAACUUGAUGAAAAUGUUUAUAAAUAAAUGAACUGGUGGUAUUUCAAAUGUGGAGAGCUACCAUGUUUUGCAUAUCAUUUGAUUUUGUCUGGAUUGAGAUAGUGUGUUGUGCCAUACCAUGGGUUUCUCUCUUCCCUCUUGCUCACAUUUCAUUACGUUAGAUAUGAACAUCAAAUAAAAUGGCAACCUCUGUUUCACUGAAUAUAUGUACAAAUAUAUCCAUAUAACAGAUAAAUAGCUUCUUGGUUAUAGGGUUUGUUUGUUUUUAAAUAGGAUGAUGCAAUUAAGAAAUACAAGGUAAAACCUAAACUCCAAUUAUGAAAAAAAAUUAAUAUUGUGUAUGGUUUUGUAAAAAAUAAGCUGUCAGAUUUUUAGGACACAGAAUGCCUACAUCUGAGCUAAAUAUUGAAAUAACUUGAAGUUAGUAGGUUGUAUUCAAAAAUCCACUUCCAUUUACAGAAGGGGCUUUGAUUCAAGUGAUUCAAGUGUCAUAAAUGGAAUGAAGCGAUCACCAUCAAUUUUCCCUUACAAUCCCUGACAUCCUUUUUCUAGAUGGGUGGUAGACUGUCCAGAAUAGCAUAGAGGUAGUUCAGGGAUUGAUGUAAUUGACCUCCCCCCCAAAGAUGGCCUCCUCCAUCCUUUUGUUUAAAGGAGUCUCCACUAGAUUAAUGGGUUUUGCCUUAACUUAAAGGCUUUUUUUGAUGCAACCCAGUGUCUGCUUUGGAGUCCCAUAGCCUGGGUACCAAGAGGAAUCGCUCAAGUUGGGGGUUUGCAAGGUGAGCAUGCCAAGGUCCUCUAACUUGGCAAAGGAAAAUAAGUCACUGAGAUGUACCUAAGCUAUAUGUGACAAUAACUGCCAUUUCAGUAUGGUCAUUUUCAGCUAUAGCUUUAUCUUAAUUUAUGAUACAGAAUUAUUGGAUGCUUUUAAUUUUAGAUUAGGAAAAAUACUUAUGACUUAAAGGAAACUGUUUCCCCUCAGGGAUAGCCCAAAAGAAUAUACAAUGAAUAUUAAAAAUAUUUGUAUCCCUGCAUUUUGUCGUGCUUUUUAAGAUUGCUAGGACCUGCAAUAAUCUUUUCUCAGGACAAAAUUUAGUGCCGAGUAUUUUCAAAAUUUUAGAAGCAUGACUGCAGGUGACUACUUUGAAAACUAAAAUUAUGUAGACAUUGUAUUUGUUGCAUCUCUGAGACAUACAAUUCAAAGGAGAAAUAAAAGCACAAUGUUUCAAUUGGAAUAAGGCCAUCUCUGUUAGAGAAAUAUCAGAUGAUAUACUGGCAAGAAGCCUCACACUGUGUACAUUUUUAUAGAAGAUAAUUAUUUUUUCUCUGAGUGGUGAUACAGACUUUCACCAUGUUUGCAUGUAUAGAGAAAAUUUUGAUAUCCACAGGUUCCUCUUUUGUUCCAUUUUGCAGAAAACUAUGCAUGAUCUGCAGUUACGUGAUUGUGAGCCAUUGAAAUGUAAUGGUUUUGAGCCAUUGAAAUGUUUACAGGUUUUCAUAUAAAGGGAUAUUGCCUCCUUUCCUGUGUGACCUCAUAGGAUUUCUUUAAAAUCCUUCAUAUGUUAUUUCCUUUAGCAUAUGCCUAUUCCAAAGAAUAACAAUUACUUUUUAGAGAAAUUAUCUUGAGUUAGAUAAUGGAUUGCUUUACUAGCAGAAGUUAUAUAGAAAGAAUUCAGCUGUAAGUACCAGUGUAACAGCCAUAACCACAUCAACAUUUUCAGUGGAGGUCAGAGAGGUUACAUCCUUUUAAAAAUCCCUAAUGUAAGUUUCACUGCCUCCAUACAACAGACACCUCAGAGGCAACAAUCUCAAAUCAGGGUUUUUUUUAAAGUUUGUGAGCAAAUUAUGUUACAAAAUGUGUAAUGAUAUGUAAUAGAAUUACACAGCACAUUCUGGAAACUUGGGAGAUAUUGAUUUCUUGCUGUCCUAUCUUUCUGUCACGAGCACAUUUUGCUAUAAAUCAACUGAGGAAAAGAAAAAUAGUGAAAAGGAGGUGCGUGACUCUUUCAGAGGCUUAUUUCAUUAAAGCAAAGAGGUUUUUUAGCCAUUUCUGAUAGUAGCAGAAGAAAGGUUCAUUUAAGUACUCCAUGAAUCCAAAAUUAGUUCGUGAAUCUCAAGGCACACACCAAUAUUAGAUUAAUUCUGUAUAUCUGCUUAAUAAAACACAUCUUCAUAUUUUACCAUUUUUACAGACAUCAGAACAUGAAGCCUCCAUUCCCUACAGUGUAGAAAUAUCAACCAUAAGAAAUAUUUUACUCUCCCAUAAUGAUUUCACAGCUGUGGAGCAUACACAAAGGAGUAGAACUGUUUAAAAAUUCAUCUGAUUACAUUUCCAUGGAAAUACUUUGUUUUUUAAAUAGGGGUGUUUGGAUGCCUUAUCAUUAGGAAACAGCAGCAUCAUACAUGGCAUACAUAAUAUGGUUCUGGUAGAAUCUACUGUGUCAGGGUGUCAGAAUGUUGUCGUACAGUUGUUUUUUCAGUCCUUAUGUAAAGCUUUAAAAUGCUGCACUGCCACAUUAGAAUACCUUGUUUGGUUUACUUAGCGCUCAAGGGAAGAAAAUGCUUGACAGAAAUAAAGUACUGUGAAUACCUAUUUUAGAACAAAUUUAUUCUUUGUUUGCAUUAAUGUACAGUAAUUUUUUGCUGUUUAUAAUAUUUUUGACUUUGUGUUGAAGAAUAAAAAAUACAGCAUUUUUAA